UAACCUAGUACCCUCUCUUUUCUUCUCUUUUCUUCAUUUUACAAAAUCGGCGCGCAAGUGAUUAUCAAUGGAGUCCUACGCAGACAUGAGUUGUGUUCUGAAAAUAAAUUUUGAGUGUGGUCUAUGUAAGUCUAAGGUGAUGGAAGUGCUAGGUUCCAUUUGCGGAGUGUAUUCGGUGACAAUAAAUGCAGAGAGAGGGACUGUAGAGGUUGGGGGUGAGGUGGAUCCAAAUGUGCUACUAUGGGCUUUAGCAAAUUCCGGAAGUCAUGCAGAGUUAGUGUGGGUCAAGUUCAGUAGUCCGAGGAGGAGUUCGGGCUAUUCGGGUUAUUCGGGUUACUCGGGUUACUCGGGCUAUUACAACGAUGAUUAUAGUAGUUCAUAUGGGUAUGGAUCAUUAGACCAAAGUUAUGGUUAUGGAAUGAAUUUACAGUACAACACAUCAAGAAGGUUGGAUCCAUGGUACAAUGUAGACUACGGCUACCUGCCACCGGCUAGGUACGUCCCCGGGCUGCCACAUAUGGAUCCAUAUGAACAUGGCAAACCUAUCAACGUUUGCAGUAUUAUGUGAUUUUUGGGGGAAUAUAUAGCUGGCAAAUAUUAGGGUUUCAGUAGUCGAUCAACCUGAAUGAUGGGUUUGAAUUUGAUUAUGGCCCUGUGGGAAUGUUGGAUAACUUAUUAUAAAUAAAUAAACAUUUAGUAUGGUUUUAA
Messenger RNA from Cornus florida, 708 nucleotides. RefSeq names its product heavy metal-associated isoprenylated plant protein 34-like. Lineage: Eukaryota; Viridiplantae; Streptophyta; Magnoliopsida; Cornales; Cornaceae. The coding region runs from base 68 to 568 and encodes 166 amino acids. Gene Ontology annotation, molecular function: metal ion binding. The transcript has 3 exons. The record is from RefSeq and is a predicted model, not a curated record.